AUGGCAAAGCAAUGGACUGCCACCUCUUUAGUGGCACUAGUAUUGCUAGGCUACUUAGUUGUGACAAAUGUAGAGGCUCAGGACUCAUUUUGGGGAAAGCCUGCACCACCAACGUCAAAGGGUGUUCAACCUCCACAGGUACCAAAGGUUCCCACACGUCCAGAACUGCCACAGGUUCUUCCACCCCGAAAGACUCCUCAGUAUCCUCAAGUGCCAAAGAUCCAGCCAGCACCAGCGCCAAAAUUUCCUCAAGUGCCAAAGGUGAAACCAGCGCAGCUGCCAAAGUUUCCUCAAUACCCUCAAGCAUUCCAUGAUCAGUCUCCCCAGGAGCCAGAGGUCCCUCAGCCACAGCAACCACAGCGCCCUGUUGUGCCAAAGCAACCUCCUGUCCAUAGCUGCGAGGUGGCACAAAACAUACGAGUCCCAUGUGGAGGUCCUGAUAUCUCCGCUGCCGGAUGUGAAGCCAUAAACUGCUGCUUUGAUAGCCAACAGUGCUACUUUGGAAAGGCAGUGACCGUCCAGUGUACCAAGGACGCUCACUUCAUUGUGGUAGUAGCCAGAGAUGCCACUCUGCCCAACAUUGACCUCGAGUCAAUCUCACUGUUGGAGGGAGGUCAACGCUGUACACAUGUCGACUCUAAUUCAGGCUUUGCCAUCUACCACUUUCCUGUUACUGCUUGUGGCUCCGUUGUUAUGGAGGAGCCUGGUGUUAUAAUCUAUGAGAACAGGAUGUCAUCCUCAUAUGAGGUAGGAGUUGGACCCAAUGGAGCCAUUACCAGGGACAGCUACUAUGAGUACAUUGGCACUUCUGUUGAAACUUUGGUUGCAGAAGUAUUACCAAUACAAGAUCCUCCUCUACCAGUUGCUGCUCUGGGACCCAUCAGAGUACAGCUGAGGCUGGCUAAUGGACAGUGUCAUACAAAGGGUUGUAACGAAUUGGAUGUGGCCUAUAGCUCUUUCUAUACAGAGGCAGACUACCCCGUGACCAAGGUACUGAGGGAGCCUGUGUACGUAGAGGUUCAGCUCAUUGAAAAAACAGAUCCAAACCUUGUCCUGACUCUUGGUCGCUGUUGGACAACCACAAGCUCCAACCCUCACACUCUACCUCAGUGGGACAUUCUGGUAGACGGGUGUCCAUACAGGGAUGAUCGCUACUUGUCCGCACUGGUUCCAGUUGGUCCCUCCUCUGGUCUGGACUUUCCGAGUCACUACAGGCGUUUCAUUUUCAAAAUGUUUACCUUUGUGGACCCCAGUUCACUAGUGCCCCUGAAAGAGCAGGUGUACAUUCACUGUAGUACAGCUGUAUGCACUGCUGCACCAGGCCGCUCCUGUGAGCCAUCAUGCUUCAGAAAAAAGAGACAUGUCGAGGCUGCAGACCAGAGGACGGCUGAGCCAAAGGUUGUGGUUUCUGUUGGACCUGUGAUCAUGGCCGCCCCUGAGAAGCAACCAGAGAGUGUCGGGCUCUAG
Molecule: messenger RNA, 1467 nt
Organism: Toxotes jaculatrix (banded archerfish)
Lineage: Eukaryota; Metazoa; Chordata; Actinopteri; Toxotidae
Product: zona pellucida sperm-binding protein 1-like
Exons: 8
Coding region: 1-1467 (488 amino acids)
Biological process (GO): binding of sperm to zona pellucida; prevention of polyspermy
Cellular component (GO): egg coat
Molecular function (GO): acrosin binding; structural constituent of egg coat
Source: RefSeq, a predicted model, not a curated record